Molecule: messenger RNA, 344 nt
Organism: Cinara cedri
Lineage: Eukaryota; Metazoa; Arthropoda; Insecta; Hemiptera; Aphididae
Source: the annotation of a GenBank genome assembly
AUUACUGGACCUAAACAAAACUUAGAAAAAGUCGUCCAAGAAAUCAAGACGCUGAUGGAGGAUUUUGAUAAUAAACAAUUACGAGCUCUUGAAAUUCAGGUAUUUUGAUAUUCGGUUUAUAAACAAUGUAUUUAAUCAAAGAGAAUAUGGAAAUUUAUUUUGUUUUUCCUGUAAUUUGUUUCGUGUCAUAAUAUUGUUUUUAAUUUGUUUUAUAUAUACGCAGACUGCUAACGUCCACAAGAAGUUUGCUCGUAAAGAAAAUCCCGUAGUUAAGAAAACAAUCGGUGAGGUUCAAUGCAUGCAAGAACACACUAGUGACACUUCUGGUGGAACUAUUAUUCCAA